AUCAUACAGUUUUAUAGCAAAAUAAAGACAAGGCAUUCAAAGAAAAGCAUUAUGUACAUUUACGAUGCUAUUUGAUACAGGAAGUCUUUUGAAAUUUGAAAUUUCUGAAAAGUACUAUGGAAGAUGUUCUCUCUUGCCAUGAUACUAUUAAAUUUGUAACACUGAGGCAAUGUGGCUUACAAAUAAAGGGGUACAUUAAAAUCAGUGUCAGCUCUAACUCAGUAUGAAAGUAGGUUUUCUGUAAACUAAAGAGAGGAAUAUACCCAACUCUAUGUACUCUUGAAGUUAUAUAUGUUGUCCCAUCUGGAGAUGAUGUAUAUAAUUCACACUCUGCUUUCAAUCUCUACUUCAACAAUGCACGAAACCAAGAGAUACAGCUCUAUAUGCAGACUCAACCCAUAUUUUGCAGCAGACACUGUGCUCUGCUGGGAAGUCAAGCAGUAUGUGCCCACUUACUCCUGGUCCCUUGGUGAGGUGUUGUCUAACACAUUAUGAGAUGGCAAAAAUCUGAUUAUUUUUCAUAGUGCUAAUGAAAAUAUAAAAGACACUUCAGCAUUUUUAUAAUACUUAAUCUGCAUGUCUGAUAGAGGAAGUAAUGAAUGGGAUCUUCUUCAUGAUGUCCUGUUCCCCUAAUCAAAGCAAAUAAUGCUUUAUUUGAACAAGUCUCAACUGUGUCAGUGGAAUGAUUUGUAGGCAACAGUUUGUAAGCAAAACUGGAAGAAAGAAUGCUUGUUUAUGUAUGGUUUUGUAAGGAUAGCAGGCGUUUGUAUUAAGUGGAUGCAAAGGGCUAUAAAUGAAGAGACAAUUUCUUUCAGUUACUGCUUUUUACUUGGCAGAUUUUAGAAGCAGCAUGCUGCAGCAUGAUAUAUUCAUCAGGAAACCAGGUGCAUGGUCACUUAUGCUAUCAUAUGGAUUGUGGGAUUAUGAGUAUGUUUUAGUUUUUACCUAGCAAGAAUAUUCUAUACCAGCUGCUAAGUAUUAAUGCAGUCAGAGUGAACCAGCACUGUUUUACUUCACUCCCAAGUAUUGGAAAUUUCCUGAUGUAAUUUGCUUACAUAAAGUCUUUAGGAUGAAGUCCUUAAAAGCAAUUUCUUGUUGAAAUAUCAGAUCACCUCUCUGCAAAAAAAAAAAAAUCUAUCUAUAUCUAUAUAUACAUAUUAGCUGUUACUAGAUAUAUGCCCUGGAACUGACUUGUUUAUCAAGUAAACAUACUAAUUUUUACUUUAAGUUAAUACCAAACUGCAAGGAAACUUGCAGCUAUGCUGUAUACUUGUGGGAGGUGAAGAUCUUAGAUAAUUUCACAGAUGUCACUUUAAAAGGAAGAGACAGAAUUAGUAAUAUGUGUGUUGUGCAGAGAGCUGCAAUCCAACAUUAGUAAUCUAUUCCUGUCAUUCUCAAAUAGAGGAGAAAGUAGGUUAGUAGAUGGACAGGAUGUCUCCACACAGCAACCACAAAAUAAGCACCAUGCCUGAAUGAUGAAGAUAUUCUUCAUAUACACAGAAUGCAAUAUAUCUGCAACUCGUGAUUUUUUGAGCAAUGGAUGAACUUCAUAGCCUGGACCCAAGAAGACAAGAAUUGUUAGAGGCAAGAUUCACGGGAGUAGUAAGUGGCAGCACUGGGAGUACUGGAAGUUGCAGUGUUGGAGCUAAAGCCUCAACAAAUAACGAGAGUUCAAAUCACAGCUUUGGAAGCUUGGGAUCUUUAAGUGAUAAAGAAUCAGAGACUCCAGAGAAGAAACAGUCAGAACCUUCCAGAGGAAGAAAAAGAAAAGCAGACACUCAGAGUGAAAGCAGCCAAGGAAAGAAUAUUGGGGGACGUGGUCACAAGAUUAGUGACUAUUUUGAGUACCAAGGUGGGAACGGCUCGAGCCCGGUGCGAGGCGUGCCUCCUGCAAUCCGCUCUCCUCAGAACUCACAUUCCGCUCCUUCUUCUGUUCGACAGAAUAGUCCUUCUCCUACUUCAUUAGCUUUCGGGGACCACCCUCUCACACAACCAAAGCAGUUAUCUAUUAAAAUUACUCAGACUGAUCUCACAAUGCUGAAAUUAGCUGCACUAGAAAGUAAUAAAAAUCAAGACUUGGAAAAGAAAGAAGGUCGUAUAGAUGACUUACUCAGGGCUAAUUGUGAUCUUAGAAGACAAAUAGAUGAACAACAAAAACUACUUGAAAAAUACAAAGAAAGGUUAAACAAAUGUAUUUCAAUGAGCAAGAAGCUUCUAAUUGAAAAGAGCACACAGGAGAAGCUAGCAAGCAGAGAGAAGAGCAUGCAAGACAGAUUACGCCUGGGGCAUUUUACAACAGUUCGUCAUGGUGCUUCAUUUACUGAACAGUGGACAGAUGGCUUUGCUUUUCAAAAUCUUGUGAAGCAGCAAGAGUGGGUGAAUCAACAAAGGGAAGACAUUGAAAGGCAGAGAAAGCUCCUGGCCAAGCGAAAGCCUCCAACUACAAAUAAUUCUCAGGCACCAUCUGCCAAUUCUGAACCCAAGCAGAGGAAAAAUAAAGCUGUGAAUGGGGCAGAAAACGAUCCCUUUGUUAGACCCAAUUUACCACAGCUUUUGACUCUAGCAGAGUACCAUGAACAGGAAGAAAUUUUCAAGCUUCGAUUAGGACAUCUCAAAAAGGAGGAAGCUGAAAUACAAGCAGAACUUGAACGUUUGGAAAGAGUUAGGAAUCUUCACAUUAGAGAACUGAAAAGAAUAAAUAAUGAAGAUAAUUCACAAUUUAAAGAUCACCCCACAUUGAAUGAGCGGUAUUUGUUACUCCAUUUACUUGGCCGAGGUGGCUUCAGUGAAGUGUACAAGGCUUUUGAUCUUUAUGAACAAAGAUAUGCUGCUGUGAAGAUUCACCAGCUUAACAAAAGCUGGAGGGAUGAAAAGAAAGAAAACUACCACAAACAUGCCUGCAGAGAGUAUAGAAUACACAAAGAACUGGAUCACCCCCGAAUAGUUAAACUGUAUGACUACUUCUCCCUGGAUACAGAUACGUUUUGCACGGUUUUAGAAUACUGUGAAGGCAAUGACUUGGAUUUCUAUCUCAAGCAACAUAAACUGAUGUCAGAGAAAGAAGCUAGGUCCAUUGUAAUGCAAAUUGUAAAUGCACUACGGUAUCUCAAUGAGAUCAAGCCCCCUAUUAUACACUAUGAUCUUAAACCAGGUAAUAUCCUUCUUGUAGAUGGAACAGCAUGUGGAGAAAUAAAAAUUACUGAUUUUGGUCUGUCCAAAAUAAUGGAUGAUGAUAGCUAUGGGGUGGAUGGAAUGGAUUUAACUUCACAGGGAGCAGGAACUUACUGGUACUUGCCUCCAGAGUGUUUUGUAGUUGGCAAAGAGCCACCAAAGAUUUCUAAUAAGGUUGAUGUGUGGUCAGUUGGAGUAAUCUUUUUCCAAUGCCUUUAUGGUAGAAAGCCAUUUGGCCACAAUCAAUCACAGCAAGAUAUCCUACAAGAAAAUACAAUAUUAAAAGCCACAGAAGUUCAAUUCCCUGUCAAACCUGUUGUAAGCAAUGAAGCCAAGGCCUUUAUCAGACGCUGUUUAGCAUACCGAAAAGAGGACAGAUUUGAUGUCCACCAGCUGGCCAAUGAUCCUUAUCUUCUCCCUCAUAUGAGGAGAUCAAAUUCUUCAGGAAACUUGCAUAUGACUGGCCUAGCAGCAUCCCCUACACCACCUACUUCAAGCAUUAUUUCGUACUGAAAUUUCUCCAGCUGAGGAAUGGGAUGAUAACCUUUGUUUAGUUUUCAGAUGCAGACUUGAGCUUGAAAGCAUUUGAGUGUUUUUACACAGGACAAGUUUGAUAACUGUGUUUUCAGACUGAAGUCCUCCUACAUAGUGUCAUUUGUAUGAUUGGAGUGGAUCAUGGACUGUGAAUAAAUGUGCCCUUCUGAGAAACACCGUUAAACAUUGAAGGAUGAAGGAUGACACUUCCUGUUACAAACUAACAGGUAUACUGUGUUUAAGACUGAAGAAAAGGUUUUUAGUUUUUUUCUGGGGAACAUUGUAAAUAAUCUUUUUAAUACUUUAAAGUACAUUUGGUGGAUACUGGAAAGUUCUAACAUGAAGGGUAGUUUUUCAUUAUUUAAAUAAAAAAGGGUAGUGAGCAAAUUUGAAAACACAGGAAAAAAUUUGUGCCUGGUUAUGAAGUAAAUGAACUGCCAUCUUUCCAAGACAUUGAUCUUUCAAAACCAAAGUAAGGAAUGUGAGAUGGUGAAAGAUAAUGUUUAACAUCAGAUUUUUCAAAUAAAAUUAGAGUAUUUUGUUUGGCUACUCAGGCUUGUACCUCCAAAAAUGUUGUGGUGUUCCACUGAAUUUAGAUUGGAAGGGUGAUAUGGAAUUCCUGGUACUUACUUCUCAAAUAGAUUGCUAAUUUUGAAAUCCAUUCGGUUUUUUUUAAAUACUAUACUUGCUGUGGUAUUGAAACUUGAGAAACCUUCCAGGCUUCUAAUAAAAGCAAGCAACAGUAUGAAACCAAAUGCAAACAGGUCAUGUAUAAUGUUCUAUGCAGGAAUAAUGAUAAAUUCCCUUCUAGCUCUACUGUAAAUUGUUGUACAGAUGUCACAUUUUCAGUUAAAUUUCAGCAACUUAUUCCUGUACAAAUGUUUAAAGUAUGGCUUUUUCUAAUUGGAUAUUGUAUUUUUUUUAAGUCUCCCUCAAGGCGCUUUUAAUUGCUGCUAAAUGACGUUGCUUUUACUUUUACAAGAGUCAAAUGACCUCCUUCAGGUGCGAGUCAACUGUAUGAGAGAUGGAGCAGAGGCAAUCGUUAUCAAUCAAGGCAUGUACAGCGAUCUGUGUUGGCAAUUUACAGUACAGUUCCUUCAGUCCGUUCGCUGCGUUCUCCUCCUGCAGAGCGCAUCAAUAAUAGGUGUAGAAGUUGCUCAUGGUUAUUCUCUAUUUCUGGAAGUUCCUAUCAACAAGGAAAUGUUUCUUGUGGCUUGUACAGAUAUUUUAAAAUGUGAAACAUUUUCUAACUGCCUUGUAUGGUAGAAACUUAUUUUUCAGAACAGUGUAUCUCUCUCCUGUUCACUAUUCUUUUUACUAUCCCAUUCUUGAUGCUGAAUACCUAUAUGUAAUUUUGUCCAUGUUGCAGAAAGAGGAGGCUGUAUUACCACAGGUUUUCAUUUAGUAUUGUACAGUUAAACUGUUGCUCUUGUUUCUGAUGUUGCAAGCCAUUUUGUUUUCAUUGUAUAUAAAGAAAUGUUAACUGUCUCUUUAAAAUGCUGCUGAAAUUGUAGAGAAUGUAGCCAAAACAGUAAUAAACAACAGGCAGUUGAAAUUUCAA
Zonotrichia albicollis (white-throated sparrow) is the source of this 5266-nucleotide messenger RNA. The record is from RefSeq and is a predicted model, not a curated record. Lineage: Eukaryota; Metazoa; Chordata; Aves; Passeriformes; Passerellidae.